AUGGGGGAACACGACACUUCUUCACUGGCAAAAUACAAUCGGAAGCACUACAUCAACGGAAAAUUCGUCGACUCGGUCUCUCAAAGCACCUAUACUGUCUACAAUCCGAAAGAUGGAACACUGUUGUCCGAUCAGAUGGCGAUAGCUGGGGCUGAAGAUGUAGAGAAGGCCGUUCAGGCAGCCGAGACGGCAUUCUUCGAUGGUCCUUGGAGCAAGUUCACGGCGGUGCAACGUGCAGCAUGUCUCAACAAGCUCGCGGAUAUUCUCGAGGAGCGGCUCGUCGAGAUUCUGAUACUAGAUUCGCUGGCGUCUGGAAACCCAAUCUCUCUGGCACCAACACGGGAUAGACCCUAUAUCAUUGGCCAUCUUCGAUACUACGCGGGCUGGACGGACAAGAUGAAGGGCGACUACUUCCCCGACGACGAUGGGUUUUUGAAAUUGGUACGACACGAACCGUUAGGAGUUUGUGCUGCUAUAAACCCCUUCAAUUCCCCGAUCGCCGCGUUUUUCUUCAAGGUGGCUCCAGCUCUUGCCACGGGAAACGUGAUGAUCGUCAAGCCCUCUGAAAAGACCCCAUAUGGGACCUUCGCACUGGCUCCUCUGUUUGAGGAGGCUGGUUUCCCUCCAGGAGUGAUCCAAAUACUUUCUGGAACUGGGGAAACUGGAUCGCUCCUCGCAGAACACAUGAGAAUUCGCAAGAUCAGCUUUACCGGAAGUAUCCCGACAGGCAAGAGGGUGCAAAUUGCAGCGGCGAAGAGCAAUCUGAAGCGCGUCACUCUUGAACUCGGAGGCAAAAGUCCGGCGGUAGUGUUCGAGGACGCCGACAUCGACAAUGCCGUGGCAUGGACCGUUAAAGCCAUUCUCGCCCGAUCCGGGCAAGUUUGUGUUUCUGCAACUCGUGUAUAUGUACAGAGCUCCGUCUUUGACAAGUUCGUCAAAGAAUACACGAGCCGUAUGACUGAAGCUCAAGGCAAACUUGGGGACCCUCAGGACCCUGAGGUUCAGUUGGGUCCUCUUGUGGAUGUUGCAGCUGCUGAGCGAGUGGUAGGGAUGAUUGAAAGAGGUAAGAAUGAGGCUCAACUUGUCACGGGUGGAAAAAGAGUUGGUGAUUCGAGGGGGGCUUUCGUGCAACCGACUGUGUUUAUCAAUCCAAAACCCGACGCUGAGAUCUAUAAGAAGGAGAUCUUCGGGCCAGUAGCAGUUGUCAAAGAGUUCACUACAGAGGAUGAAGUCAUUCGGAUGGCAAAUGACACGGAAUAUGGACUUAUGGCGGGUGUGUUCACACAAGACCUGAACCGGGCCCUGCGGGUGUCUGCGAAACUUGACUCCGGGGUAGUGGGCGUCAACUGCGUCAGCCAGAUGAGUCUCCAGGCCCCCUUCGGAGGCAAGAAGGCCUCAGGUCUGGGAAGAGAAUUUGGUGAGUAUGCUUUGCGGGCUUAUACGGAGCCAAAAACUGUGCUCAUCAAGUAA
Messenger RNA from Fonsecaea pedrosoi CBS 271.37, 1470 nucleotides. RefSeq lists its product as uncharacterized. The transcript has a single exon. NCBI's taxonomy places the organism in Eukaryota, Fungi, Ascomycota, Eurotiomycetes, Chaetothyriales, Herpotrichiellaceae. Gene Ontology annotation, molecular function: aldehyde dehydrogenase (NAD+) activity. The coding region runs from base 1 to 1470 and encodes 489 amino acids. The record is from RefSeq and is a predicted model, not a curated record.